AUGUUUCCACCUAUAAAACGUCUUCGAACUGAUGAAAAUCAUGAAGAAUCUGAUAUUGGAGGAGGAGGAAGAGGAGCAGUAGCAUCUGCUUCAUCGAUGUUGGACGAUUUUGAAAUGACUGAUGAUGAAUUACUAUUUUCUGCCACACAAGUUGAACAACAAACAAAUUAUGAUUAUUAUCAAGCACAACCUGCUAGUCAAAAUCCUUCUCGAUCUCAUUUACAAGCACCAAUAUUUUCAACUCAAACAAUUCUUCAACCAAUACCAUCCGAAGGAAAUCGGACACAAAAUAUAAAUAAAGAACUUGAACUUGAACGAAAAUUAUUAAUGAAAGAAGGUCAAAUAAUUAUUCUUGAAAAAAAUAAUCGACUCUUAAGCGAAAAAAAUGCUCGACUUACUCGAGAAAAAUGUCUUUUAAAAACGGAACAAGAUGAAGCAGCAAGUGCUCGUGAACAACGUCUUAAAAUGCAACUUGAAACAUGUAAAUCUCAAUUAACGUUUAAUGAACGUGAACGUAGUGAAUUACAAACACGUUAUCAUGCCCUUGAAAUGCGUUUUCAUGAAAGUCAAGAAACAAGUAAUCGUCUUUUGCGUGAAGUAACACGUCUUCGUACUGAUAAACCACAAAUAAAUUCUCAACAGCAACAACAACAACAACAGUUCACAAGUUCAACAUCACAUCAUUAUCGUCUUCUUCAAACUCAGUUAACACAGUUUUCAGCCUAUGAAUUAUUACGUACACGUACAAUUGAUUCAUCAGUAAUGGCUAUAUCAAGUUUACAAAUAAUACUUGAUCGAAUUCGGCCACAAUCAAUAACUCAACAUAUUUGGCAAACAUUAGUUGAUUUAAUAUUUUUUCAUCAACAAAAUUCUACAUUAAUGAAAUUACAACAACAAGAUUUAACUAUUGGAAUUGAUUUAAUAACAAUGACUGCAUUUUAUCAAAUGAUUUAUAAUAUAUUACAGUUAUUUAAUAAUCAAAAAAAUCGAAUAACAACAAAUAAUAAUGAUCAACAACAACAAAUUUUAACAUAUGAACAAUUAAUAUUAAUACUUGAUGCCUGUUCACAUUUUCUUUUAAAUACAGUUAAAUCAACAGAAUCAAUAAAUAAACAAGAAAAUACAUCUACGAUUAAAAAACAACAUGUAUGUUUAGAUAAUAAAAAAAAUAAUAUUAUUUCAGCGAAAAUGAAUUGA
Messenger RNA from Rotaria sp. Silwood1, 1197 nucleotides. The record is from the annotation of a GenBank genome assembly. Lineage: Eukaryota; Metazoa; Rotifera; Eurotatoria; Philodinida; Philodinidae.